ACUGUCACCGUUCUAAAAAUGAUUAGGCUAUAUAUUGCAGUAUGUUCAUAUUAUACACAUAUGGCCAGCCAGCCCAUCUACCAUACGAAUUCAAAAGGGAUAUAAAGCUUAGACUGACAGCAUGCUCUACCCGCGAGAAACGGGAACAUAACGGAGGAUUUUCAUAAAUAUACCUGACUCUGGAAAAUUGUAUUUAUUGCAUAAAAGAAGCCCUAUUGGAGUCAUUGUUUGCCCAGAAAAGCUUACCGAUGUGAGGAGAAAUACAAUUUACAGCGGCAAAGAAAAAGACCGAGAGAAAGGCCCUUUUGAUCUGGACAAACCCCAAAAGCAACCAACAUCUGUGACGAGGAGGGAAAAUAAAUUAAUAUCAUUGACUAAAACAGGAUAUAGUUGACACGGUUACGUUUUGUCCUGGAUUUAAAAGACAUUUGGAUGAAGAAGGAAGGGUCGGCGUAGUGAUCCACAUGCCGUCAUUUUAGUGGAAAUAUUAAUUUAGUCUUUUUUUAUCCCCCUAUCUGCUCGGCCCGUCUCGCUGGGGUUGAGGACGGAUUGCAAAAUAAAAAGGGAAAUACGCUUUGAUGGAACAGCAAAUGUUUUGGAUGUCAGUAGUCAGAAUUCUACCAGUGAAACCGAUGAUGGGUUCAAGAGGAGACAUUUGCUAGGAUUCAUUGUGGAUUGCAGCUCCACUGCAAGACGUCGUGGGAAUCCCGACUCGAGAGACCAUUUAUGUACAUUGUAGCGCUGAAGAAUCAUAUUCACAUUGAAAUUAAUAUUGAUGUCUUCAUGGUGGAUUGACAGUGAAAACCUUAUAGGAAUCAACCGUCUGAGAGGGCGGUCCGGGUAUCUUCAUUAGCACCACUACUCCGUUCUCCCUGAAUGAUCUAUUGUAGCCGAUAGAUAAUUAACAAUAACAUGUGAUAUAGGCUACGUCUGUGGAGGCCUUGAUCGUCUACAGGUUACAGUGGUUUUAUUCUGCAACUGGCAAUAUAAAUGUCACCCAUUUUGAUCAAGGUGCUCUUCUCCUGGGCCAAUUUAGGAAUCUAGAAUUUUUCUAUUAUAUUAAUCCCCCCCCUCACCCCCUUCCCCGAACCUUUUUGCUGGGUUUUUGGGAAGAUGGGUUGUUUGGGCAAUAGUAAGACCGAAGACCAACAUAAUGAGGAGAAAGCACAGAGGGAAGCAAACAAAAAGAUAGAGAAACAGCUUCAAAAAGACAAACAGAUAUACCGAGCAACUCACCGGCUACUACUAUUAGGUGCUGGUGAAUCUGGGAAGAGCACGAUAGUCAAACAGAUGCGAAUAUUGCAUGUGAAUGGCUUCAAUGCAGAGGAGAAAAAACAGAAAAUUCAAGACAUAAAAAAUAAUAUAAAGGAAGCUAUUGAGACUAUAGUGACAGCCAUGAAUACACUCACACCCCCAGUCCGGUUAGCCAACCCAGCACACCAGUUCCGAAUCGAAUACAUCCUGAACCUAGUAAAUCAGAAGGAUUUUGAGUUUACAUUGGAGUUCUAUGAGCAUGCAAAGAACCUAUGGCAAGACGAGGGGGUGAAGGCCUGCUUCGAGAGAUCCAAUGAGUACCAGCUGAUCGACUGUGCACAGUACUUUUUAGACAAGAUUGAAAUUGUGAAGCAGAGUGACUACACUCCCACUGAUCAGGACUUGUUGAGAUGCAGAGUACUGACUUCAGGGAUCUUCGAGACAAGAUUCCAAGUGGACAAAGUCAAUUUUCAUAUGUUUGAUGUUGGAGGUCAGAGGGACGAACGCCGAAAGUGGAUUCAGUGUUUUAAUGAUGUGACGGCCAUUAUAUUCGUGGUGGCCAGCAGCAGCUACAACAUGGUGAUCCGGGAAGACAAUCAGACCAACCGAUUGCAGGAGGCCCUCAACCUCUUCAAGAACAUCUGGAACAACAGGUGGCUACGGACCAUUUCUGUCAUCCUCUUCCUGAACAAACAGGACCUGCUAGCAGAGAAGGUGUUGGCAGGGAAAUCUAAAAUUGAAGAGUAUUUCCCAGAGUUUGCACGCUACACUACGCCAGAUGAUGCAACACCAGAGCCAGGGGAGGAUCCUCGUGUCACAAGGGCAAAGUACUUCAUACGUGAUGAGUUUCUGAGGAUCAGCACAGCCAGUGGAGACGGAAGGCACUAUUGUUAUCCCCAUUUCACCUGCGCAGUGGACACUGAAAACAUCCGGCGCGUCUUCAACGACUGCCGAGACAUCAUUCAGAGGAUGCACUUACGACAAUACGAGCUCUUGUGAUGGGAGUGGGAGGAGAGACUCCCGGUGUACUGCCGGUGUUCUGCCUAUCCUUGUCCAGUUAGUCCCCUCGUCACUCAACCAACCCUCUCCUUCCAUCCUGACAAACAAACACCUUCUCCUUGGGACACUGUGUUUCAUAUAAAGAAAGUGACAACAGACUCCUAAACACAGUGCCAUACCAGUAACAAGCCAGAACUGCGGAACUCUUCACUGCACUUUGAACCUGUGCUCAGGACUGCAAUCCGUGGCCCGUUCUCGAUCUCUCUCAAACAUACACACCACGUGCGCUCACACUCACAUCCCCGGCACACACUGAGACAAGAACACACACAGACACACGCUUUCACCUUAUCCCACUGUUUUCAGCCUUGAAAAGCUAAAGUGCCGUGCCUGAGUUACUCUGGCGACGUCACAGUUCUCGAGAGAUCCAGUAUAUGCAUACGUGCCGAAGCAGGACCCUGGGAAGGAAACUAUGGACAAAUUGAAAGGAUGGAGGAAAGUAACGAAUGAAGAGGCGGGUUGUGAGCAUACUCUGCCUGGGGAUGGAUGGAUGCAUGAGUGUGACUUGGACACAAGACUGUCACGUGACUUUUACUUCUGGUAUCAAUGAGGAGCAAAGGCAAAAACAUACAAUGCAUUAAUUCAUGCAAACAGUGAACUUGAUGCAGUGCAAAAAAAUCCAAGCUAAAAUAUAUAUAUAUAUAUAUAUAGAUUGAUAUUUCUAUAUAUAUAUAGCUAGAUAUUUCUAUAUAUAUGUAUAUAUAUAUAUGUAUAUGUGUGUACAAGUCAAACAUUUGGACACACGUGCUCAUUCAAGGGUUUAAGGGUAGAAUAAUAGUGAAGACAUCAAAACUAUGAAAUAACACAUCUGGAAUCAUGUAGUAACCAAAAAAAAGUGUUCAACAAAUCUAAAUAUAUUUUAUAUUUGAGAUUCUUCGAAGUAGCCACCCUUUGCCUUGAUGACAGCUUUGCACACUCUUAGCAUUCUCUCAACCAGCUUCACCUGGAAUGCUUUUCCAACAGUCUUGAAGGAGUUCUCACAUAUGCUGAGCACUUGUUGGCUUCUUUUCCUUCACUCUGCGGUCCAACUCAUCUCAAACCAUCUCAAUUGGGUUGAGGUCAGGUGACUGUGGAGGCCAGGUCAUCUGAUGCAGCACUCCAUCACUCUCCUUCUUGGUCAAAUAGCCCAUACACCGUCUGAAGAUGCGUUUUUGGGUCAUUGUCCUGUUGAAAAACAAAUGAUAGUUCCACUAAGCGCAAACCAGAUGGGAUGGCGUAUCGCUGCAGAAUGCUGUGGUAGCCAUGCUGGUUAAGUGUGCCUUGUAUUCUAAAUAAAUCAGUGUCACCAGCAAAGCACCAUCACACCUCCUCCAUGCUUCACGGUGGGAACCACACAUGCAGAGAUCGUCCAUUCACCUAUUCUGUGUCUCACAAAGAUGCAAUGUUUGGAACCAAAAAUCUCUCAUUUGGACUCAUCAGACCAAAGGACAGAUUUCCACUGGUCUAAUGUCCAUUGCUCAUGUUUCUUAGCCCAAGCAAGUCUCUUCUUAUUGGUGUCCUUUAGUAGUGGUUUCUUUGCAGCAAUUCCACUAUGAACGCCUGAUUCACACAGGCUCCUCAGAACAGUUAAUGUUGUGAUGUGUCUACUUGAACUCUCUGAAGCAUUUAUUUGGGCUGCAAUCUGAGGUGCAGUUAAAUCAAAUUAACUUAUCCUCUGCAGCAGAGGUAACUCUGGGGUUUCCUUUCCUGUGGCGGUCCUCAUGAGAGCCAGUUUCAUCAUAGAGCUUGAUGGUUUUGCGACUGCACUUGAAGAAACUUUCAAAGUUCUUGAAAUGUUCUGUAUUGACUGAUAAUCAUCUCUUAAAGAAAUGAUGGACUGUCAUUUAUCUUCGCUUAUUUGAGCUGUUCUUGCCAUUAUAUGGACUUGGUAUUUUACCAAACAUGGCUAUAUUCUGUAUACCUCCCCGACCUUGUUACAACACAACUGAUUGGCUCAAACGCAUUAGGAAGGAAGGAAAUUCCACAAAUUAACUUUUAACAUGACACACCUGUUAAUUGAAAUGCUUUCCAGGUGACUACCUCAUGAAGCUGGUUGAGAGAAUGCCAAAAGUGUGCAAAGCUGUCAUCAACGCAAAGGGUGGCUACUUUGAAGAAUCUCAUAUAUAAAAUAUUUUGAUUUGAUUAACAGUUUUUUGGUUGCUACAUGAUUCUAUAGUGCAAAUAGUAAAAAUAAAGCAAAAACCUUGAAUGAGUAGUUGUGUCCAAACUUUUGACUGGUACUGUGUAUGUAUGUAUGUGUAUAUAUAUAUAUGUAUGUGUAUAUAUAUAUAUAUAUAUAUAUAUAUACACACACACACAGUGGGGCAAAAAAGUAUUUAGUCAGCCACCAAUUGUGCAAGUUCUCCCACUUAAAAAGAUGAGAGAGGCCUGUAAUUUUCAUCAUAGGUACACUUCAACUAUGACAGACAAAAUGAGAAAAAAAAUUCCAGAAAAUCAUAUUGUAGGAUUUUUAAUGAAUUUAUUUGCAAAUUAUGGUGGAAAAUAAGUAUUUGGUCAAUAUCAAAAGUUUAUCUCAAUACUUUGUUAUAUACCCUUUGUUGGCAAUGGCAGAGGUCAAACGUUUUCUGUAAGUCUUCACAAGGUUUUCACACACUGUUGCUGGUAUUUUGGCCCAUUCCUCCAUGCAGAUCUCCUCUAGAGCAGUGAUGUUUUGGGGCUGUUGCUGGGCAACACGGACUUUUAACUCCCUCCAAAGAUUUUCUAUGGGGUUGAGAUCUGGAGACUGGCUAGGCCACUCCAGGACCUUGAAAUGCUUCUUACGAAGCCACUCCUUCGUUGCCCGGGUGGUGUGUUUGGGAUCAUUGUCAUGCUGAAAGACCCAGCCACGUUUCAUCUUCAAUGCCCUUGCUGAUGGAAGGAGGUUUUCACUCAAAAUCUCACGAUACAUGGCCCCAUUCAUUCUUUCCUUUACACGGAUCAGUCGUCCUGGUCCCUUUGCAGAAAAACAGCCCCAAAGCAUGAUGUUUCCACCCCCAUGCUUCACAGUAGGUAUGGUGUUCUUUGGAUGCAACUCAGCAUUCUUUGUCCUCCAAACACGAUGAGUGGAGUUUUUACCAAAAAGUUAUAUUUUGGUUUCAUCUGACCAUAUGACAUUCUCCCAAUCUUCUUCUGGAUCAUCCAAAUGCUCUCUAGCAAACUUCAGACGGGCCUGGAUAUGUACUGGCUUAAGCAGGGGGACACGUCUGGCACUGCAGGAUUUUAGUCCCUGGCGGUAUAGUGUGUUACUGAUGGUAGGCUUUGUUACUUUGGUCCCAGCUUUCUGCAGGUCAUUCACUAGGUCCCCCCGUGUGGUUCUGGGAUUUUUGCUCACUGUUCUUGUCAUCAUUUUGACCCCACGGGGUGAGAUCUUGCGUGGAGCCCCAGAUCGAGGGAGAUUAUCAGUGGUCUUGUAUGUCUUCCAUUUCCUAAUAAUUGCUCCCACAGUUGAUUUCUUCAAACCAAGCUGCUUACCUAUUGCAGAUUCAGUCUUCCCAGCCUGGUGCAGGUCUACAAUUUUGUUUCUGGUGUCCUUUGACAGCUCUUUGGUCUUGGCCAUAGUGGAGUUUGGAGUGUGACUGUUUGAGGUUGUGGACAGGUGUAUUUUAUACUCAUAACAAGUUCAAACAGGUGCCAUUAAUACAGGUAACGAGUGGAGGACAGAGGGGCCUCUUAAAGAAGAAGUUACAGGUCUGUGAGAGCCAGAAAUCUUGCUUGUUUGUAGGUGACCAAAUACUUAUUUUCCACCAUAAUUUGCAAAUAAAUUCAUUCAAAAUCCUACAAUGUGAUUUUCUGGAUUUUUUUUCUCAUUUUGUCUGUCAUAGUUGAAGUGUACCUAUGAUGAAAAUUUCAGGCCUCUCAUCUUUUUAAGUGGGAGAACUUGCACAAUUGGUGGCUGAGUAAAUACUUUUUUGCCCCACUGUGUAUAUAUAUAUAUAUAUGUGUGUGUGUAUAAGUAUACAUAUAUGUAUACAUACACACAUGUAUGUAUGUACACACACACACAUA
Molecule: messenger RNA, 6297 nt
Organism: Oncorhynchus nerka (sockeye salmon)
Lineage: Eukaryota; Metazoa; Chordata; Actinopteri; Salmoniformes; Salmonidae
Product: guanine nucleotide-binding protein G(s) subunit alpha-like
Exons: 11
Coding region: 1114-2253 (379 amino acids)
Biological process (GO): adenylate cyclase-activating dopamine receptor signaling pathway; sensory perception of chemical stimulus
Cellular component (GO): heterotrimeric G-protein complex
Molecular function (GO): GTPase activity; mu-type opioid receptor binding; corticotropin-releasing hormone receptor 1 binding
Source: RefSeq, a predicted model, not a curated record